ACAAUUUCUAAAUUUAAAAUUAGCAUGGAAUAGGAAGCAUCGAUUGUGCGAAAACUAAAUACCAAUGUGUGCAAAAUGAAAACAUUCCAAACCACAUGAUCUCAACGCAGCCAUGAUUUUCAAGGUAGGAUUAGGGGGGAAACCUCAGGCGAAAACUCUCACAGAUAAGAGCCAAAGAGAGGAGAAGAAUCAAAAAGAGGAGAAAAAGGAAAAGAAACGAUGGGAGAAAUGGGAAACAUGUGAAAAAUGUCCGGGGGACCCAUGGCUUUACUGUGUAGUGUUAUGGUGUGCGUGUGCCAUGAGUCUGAUCUCCAGUGGAUACAGCCUGUACAAGCAGCAUGGCUUGCAGGACAGGUUGUCUUUGCUGGAGGAACAGCAUCUGGCCUUGAGGAGUGCGGUCCUGGAGCCACAACAGCCACUGGUUGAGAGGCUGAGGAGGGAAGUGCUGUCGAGACCGCCCAGCUACUGGAGGCCCAGGAGAAGCAUUCGAGAUUAUGGUGACUGCGUCUGUCCACCAGGUCCACCCGGCCCUCCCGGGAAGCGCGGAAAGAAGGGCAAGAAGGGGGAUUCCGGCGAGCCCGGCCCGGCGGGUCCCAUUGGCUUGGACGGCCCCAAAGGUGAUCCGGGCCGACCUGGAGACAAAGGGCAAAAGGGAGAUCACGGCAGUCCAGGCUUUGACGUUUUUUCCGCCGUAAAGGGCGUCAAGCGGUCGGUGGACAGCUUUAGGAUGUCUCCCUACACCACCGCGGAGAUCAUUGCCGUCAAGGGCCUGCAGGCGGCCGGACACAACAUCUCCGCGCACUCCGUCAUCCAGCUCAAGGGUGAGCCUGGAGAGCCGGGGCCGCCCGGCCCGCCGGGGCAGCCCGGCACGGAGGGCACGACGGGCGCUGAGGGUCGCGGAGGACCGCCCGGCGUUCCCGGGACCCCCGGGCCCGUGGGGCCGCCCGGACCCCUCGGGCCCCUGGGGCCAAUAGGGCCGCCUGGACCUCUCGGACACAAAGGCGACAAGGGCGACAAGGGCGAGCGCGGCUUCACGACGACGCUGAAGGGCGACGCCUUCCCCACCGGCAUCAUCGAGGGCCCCCCCGGCCCGCCCGGACCUCCCGGUGCGGCGGGCGCGGAGGGCGCGGCGGGCCCUCGCGGCCCCCCGGGGCUGGACGGUCGGCCCGGCGACGCGGGCGUCCCCGGCCCGCCCGGGAAACCGGGCGAGAUGGGUCCGAAGGGCGAGAAGGGCGACUACGGCGACAUGGGCUCGCCGGGCAUGCUGGGCGCGCCGGGGCUACCGGGCCCGCCGGGCUACCCGGGCCUCAAGGGUGACAAAGGCGACAAGGGCGACUCGCAGAAGUACCGGAAGCUGAGACGCAGGCAGGGAGACGGCACUGGCUACGAGCUAUAUGGGCACACGGAAAUGAUGAUGGGCGCGCCGGGCGCCCCGGGCCCCGCCGGCCCGCCGGGCGUGGCGGGCCCGCCCGGCAUCAAGGGCGACAAGGGCGAGCCCGGCCAGCGAGGAAAGGUCGGCGAGCGGGGAGAAAAAGGAGACCCCGGCCCGAUGGGACUACCGGGGCCAGUAGGACUGCCGGGCGAGCCGGGCGACGGAGGGCCGCGGGGCCCGCCCGGACUCGACGGGAUGAAGGGCGCGCAGGGCGAGCCGGGCGCCAAGGGCGAGCGCGGGGACCCCGGCCUGCCCGGCACCGACGGCAUUCCGGGCCAGGAGGGGCCGAAAGGCGACAAGGGCUACAAGGGCGAGGCCGGCCCGGCCGGCAAGCGCGGGCGCAAGGGCGACAAGGGCGACCGCGGCGAGCAGGGCGUGCCCGGCCUCGACGCGCCGUGCCCGCUGGGGCCCGACGGCCUGCCGCUGCCGGGCUGCGGCUGGCGACCCAGCAAGGAGGCGGCGCGGGACUCGCGCGGCGGCGCGGCGCGCGACGGCGAGCCGGACGACGCCGAGCCGGACGACGGCGAGGCGGAGGGCGAGCCGGACGCGCCCGACUACGACGCGCACGACGAGCUUGACGCGCCGCGCGACUACGACGACUACGCCGACAACGCGCGCCACGAGCCGCACCGCGACUGAGCCGCAGGAGGCGAUGCUGGCGUGGCUGCGGCGCCGCCUCGAGCCCGACGCCGACAACGCGCUGCAUCCACACUAGCGCGGCGCCGACAGCGCGCCGACGCGCCCGACGCGCCCGACGCUGCGCCUAUGCCACGCCGCGCCAAUGUCGUUAAGCGGAGCACUCGGGAAAACCAGGAAGAAUCGCGAGCUGCGACACCAACGCAUCCCGGAGACUUGUCUGCGGCAGCGCCCGCUCACACCGGCCGGCAGCCACCCGCGCUCAUCCUCCACUUUACAACUUGCAGCCAGUCCCGCCCAGUGGCGGCGACCACACGCGACGACGCGGCACGUUAGUGGCCGCCGACGUCAGUUAUUAGUCAGAAGACAGUAAAGAGAAAACCACUGUCGCAUAGAUCAGCGUCCAUUACUAUGACUAGUCUCCGACCGACAGAGACCACCCCUGCGCCAGUUUUCAGUCCGACGGCCGAACUUUGCUCGCUGCGCCUGAAUAGACACUACACACCCAAACACACACUCACACACACACACACACACACACACACACACACACACACACACACACGCGCGCACAC
Pararge aegeria (speckled wood butterfly) is the source of this 2643-nucleotide messenger RNA. RefSeq names its product collagen alpha chain CG42342. Lineage: Eukaryota; Metazoa; Arthropoda; Insecta; Lepidoptera; Nymphalidae. The transcript has 22 exons. The record is from RefSeq and is a predicted model, not a curated record. Bases 113 to 2071 code for a protein of 652 amino acids.